GUGUUUUUGUAAGUGUACCCCUCAAUCUCCCCCUCUUCUGUUUCCCCCAGUCACGAUGCGUUCAUCUUUGCUUGCAGGUCUGGUUGGUGUGUCUUCUGUUGGUGCUGUCAAGCCUUUGGUGGAUGUGAGCUAUUCCAAGUACCAAGGUGUUUCUCUUGAGAAUGGCAUUACGCAGUGGUUGGGUGUGAGGUACGCUGCUCCUCCGAUUGGAGAUUUGAGAUUUGCGGCUCCUUGUGAUCCUGUCAAGAACAAGACUACUAUUGUUGCUGAUACUUUCGGAAACACUUGUCUGGGAACUGGCUCGGCGGCUAGCAACACGUCAUCUGAAGAUUGUCUGUUUAUGAACAUCUAUGCGCCUUCGAACGCUACCACUGGCCAUCCGCUACCCGUCUACUUCUUCAUCCAAGGUGGAGGAUUCAACACAAACUCCAACCCCAACUACAACGGUACUGGCUUGAUCGAAGCAAGCAACCACAAUAUCGUUGUCGUAAACUUCAACUACCGCGUCGGACCCUAUGGUUUCCUCGCAUCCGAAGAGAUUGUCAAGGGUGGCAGCGUCAACAACGGUCUCAAGGAUCAAAUCAAGGCCCUGCAAUGGGUGCAAAAGAACAUUCGCAAGUUUGGCGGUGACCCCGACCAUGUCGUUUUGGGAGGAGCAUCUGCAGGAGCAGCUUCCAUCACUCUUUUGCUUACCGCUCACAAUGGCCGCAACGAUAAUCUCUUCCACGCCACUGCUGCUGAGUCUCAGUCUUUCGCCGCUGUCCGCAGCAUCAACGAGUCGCAAUUCAUGUACGAUAACCUGGUCAUCCGCACUGGCUGCACAAACUCCAACGAUACUCUGGCUUGUCUGCGUGGUCUCAAUGCCACUUACCUCCAAACCAAGAACAUCAACACUCCCUUCCCUGGAGCUCAGAACCCUCCUCUCUACAUGUACGGACCCACUCUGGACGGUGAUGUCGUAAGCGACUUGACAAUGGCCGCCUACCGCAAAGGAAACUUUAUCAAGCUUCCCGCCAUCUACGGCGACGACACAAAUGAAGGCACAGUCUUCGUCCCCGUAAACACCUCUUCCGUCGGCGAAAGCAACACAUUCCUAAAAGAUCAAUUCCCCCUCAUCACAACCUCCCAAUUGCGCCAAAUCAACAAACUCUACCCCAACAAUGCAUCUAACCAAUUCCCCAACUCUGGAACUUGGUGGAGACAGGCUUCUGACGCUUAUGGAGAGCUACGCUACAACUGCCCUGGCAUAAACGUAUCCGACAUCUACGCCGCGACAUUUAACCGCAAAGACAUUUACAACUACCACUGGGAUGUCGUCGACCCCGUCGCCGCAGCAGCCGGCCGCGGUGUAACCCACACCGUCGAAAUCAACGCCAUCUGGGGCCCAGAAAACACUCGUGGCAAUGCUCCAGCCUCGUACUCUACUGUCAAUGCAGCCAUUGUGCCUGUGACACAAGCUUAUUGGACCUCUUUUAUCAGAACGUUCAAUCCUAAUACUUAUAGACUCAAGGGAAGUCCUGAGUGGAAUGCUUGGACUCAGAGUCAGAAGCAGAGAUUGCAUUUCGUUACUAAUGCUACGGCUAUGGAGAAUGUAGAUGCUGUGCAGAGGGAGAGGUGUGCUUAUCUUAGUAGUAUUGCGCUGGAUAUCGCGCAGUAAGAUGAUAGAUUAUCUAUCACUGUUUCAGGCAAGGAAAUAUGAUUUCUGUCCCUAUCACGACAAUUUUGAAAUGGAAUAUUCGUG
Molecule: messenger RNA, 1741 nt
Organism: Aureobasidium subglaciale EXF-2481
Lineage: Eukaryota; Fungi; Ascomycota; Dothideomycetes; Dothideales; Saccotheciaceae
Exons: 2
Coding region: 56-1657 (533 amino acids)
Source: RefSeq, a predicted model, not a curated record